UAAAAUUUGUAAUAUAAUUACGUAUUUUGUUUUUAUUAUUUAUUCUGUGAAAAAUACAUAAUUGUUUUAAUGAAUUUAAUCAAAUUUUUAUUUAAAAAAUAAUUUUAUAAGGGUUUUAUUUUAAAGAUAUUUAAAUAUUCUAUACAUAUGUACAAAUAAUUCUUUAAUGAAAUAGAAGUGGCGUAAAUGAUCCACGUAUGUUAAGUACCCUGCAUGCCUUAUAAGCUUAAAAGAUAUAAAAAUUGAUUGACAUAAUGGAAAACCAACUCGUAGAAAAUAGUCCAAAUAAAUUGCUAUUACCUGAUCAACUUGAAAAUUCAGAAGUUCAAGAAAUUUUAAAAACUGGAACCGAAUUAAGACAAUAUGCAAGAGAAAUAGAAAGAGAAUUUAAAAAUAUUGAAAAUAAAUCAAUUGAUGAUUAUUUAAAAGAAAGUGAAAAUAUAGCAUCAUUACAUAACCAGAUUGGAGAAUGUGAUUCAAUAUUAGAACGUAUGGAAUCGAUGUUACAAAAUUUUGAAAAUGUUUUAAGUAAUAUAAGCAGUGAAAUAACAACAUUACAAAAACGUUCAGUUUCAAUGUCAGUUCAAUUAGCAAAUCGGCAAUCUGUUAAAUCACAGCUUUCUCAAUUCAUAGAGGAUAUGGCUGUAUCCGACGAAAUGAUUAAUAUUAUAAUGGAAACUUCAGUUACCGAAAAAGAUUUCCUUUUACAAUUAAACAUUUUAAAUCAUAAAUUAAAUUUAAUAAAAGAAUUAAAUUUUAAAGAAUCAAAAGCAUCAAAUGACGUUAAUCAUGUUUUAGAAAAAUUAAAAAUUAAAUCAAUUGCAAAAAUUCGUCAUUAUCUACUGGAACAAAUUUAUAAAUUUCGUAAGCCGAUGACGAAUUAUCAAAUUCCACAAAAUGCCAUGCUAAAACAUAAAUUCUUUUUUGAAUUUAUUUUAUCAAACGAGAGACAUGUAGCACAGGAAAUAUGCAAUGAAUAUAUUGAUACAAUGAGUAAAAUUUAUUAUAGCUAUUUUAAGAGUUAUUCAUCGAAAUUGAGCGCUUUAAAAUUUGAAGAAUCAAUAACAAAAGAAGAUUUAAUGGGCAUAGAAGGCAAUCCUUCAAAAGGUUUAUUUGUGAAAACAACAUCUUUAAAACAUAAAAGUACUAUAUUCACAAUUGGUAAUAGAGGGGAUGUAUUAAAUCAACAGCUUGAAGCCCCAAUUAUUGUCCCACAUGCACAACAAAAAAAUCGGUAUACAUUUGAAGCCCUGUUUCGUUCUGAGCAAUAUGCUUUGGUUGACAAUGCUUGUCGUGAAUAUUUGUUUGUGACAGAAUUUUUUAUAGUUCGUGGAUCUCAAGCACAAGACUUGUUCAAUCAGAUAUUGGGAAAAACAUUGACUCUAAUGAUUAAAAAUCUCGAAAUUCAUAUACAAGAUUGUUAUGACACAAUAGCAAUGUUCCUUUGUAUUCAAUUAAUAUUUCGCUAUCAGCUAAUGUGUCAUAAAAGAUGUGUACCAGCUUUGGAUAAGUACUGGGACUCCUUACAAGCUGUAAUAUGGCCUAGAUUUGAACAAAUUUUUCGUCUUAAUAUACAAAGUAUUAGAGAUUGUGAUCCAACUAAAUUUAGUAAAGAAAUGGGACCACAUUAUAUUACACGUCGAUAUGCUGAGUUUUCUGCUGCUAUUGUUGGAAUAUCUGAACAUUUUCCUAAUGAACUUGUGAGUCGUCUUUUAGUUGAAUUACAGAAUGAAGUUGAAUGUUUUAUUCUUCGAAUGGCUGCUAUAUUUCCAAAUAGGAAAGAGCAAUUAAUUUAUUUAAUAAAUAAUUAUGAUUUGGUAUUGGGUAUAUUAAUGGAACAUACAAGAGAUAAUUCAAAAGAAGCUGAAUGUUUUAGAGAGCAACUUACUUCAAGAAGUUCUGAAUAUAUUGAAGAAAUUUUAGCUCCACAUUUUGGUGGUAUAAUUCAAUUUGUUAAAGAGCAUGAACAUUUUUUAGAAAAAGAACAAUUAGAAGAAUUAAAAAAACAAGAGCGUAAAAGUUUAGCAUUAGUUGCACAUUUUUCAGGAAGUUGGAAAAAGUCUUUAGAGGAAUUGAAUAGAGAAGUUUUAUUAUCAUUUCCAUCUUUAUUAACUGGAUCCCAAUUGUUACAAUUGGCUCUAGCAAGUCUGGUACAAUAUUACCAUCGUUUUAAUAAAUUAUUGACUCCAAAUGCAAGAUCACAAUUAACAAAUAUUCAUGUAAUAAUGGUCGAAAUUAAAAAAUACAAAAGUAAUUAUUAAAGUAUUUAAAAAAAUUUUUGUUGUACUUCUAUGAUAAAGUUCGAAAUAUAUUGAACUAUGUAUUGGUAUAAA
Condylostylus longicornis is the source of this 2333-nucleotide messenger RNA. RefSeq names its product vacuolar protein sorting-associated protein 52 homolog (gene Vps52). The transcript has 7 exons. Gene Ontology annotation, cellular component: GARP complex. The coding region runs from base 255 to 2261 and encodes 668 amino acids. Gene Ontology annotation, molecular function: syntaxin binding. The record is from RefSeq and is a predicted model, not a curated record. Gene Ontology annotation, biological process: retrograde transport, endosome to Golgi; endocytic recycling; Golgi to vacuole transport. NCBI's taxonomy places the organism in Eukaryota, Metazoa, Arthropoda, Insecta, Diptera, Dolichopodidae.